Messenger RNA from Phragmites australis (common reed), 1553 nucleotides. RefSeq lists its product as uncharacterized. The record is from RefSeq and is a predicted model, not a curated record. Gene Ontology annotation, molecular function: protein binding. The transcript has a single exon. Bases 68 to 1384 code for a protein of 438 amino acids. NCBI's taxonomy places the organism in Eukaryota, Viridiplantae, Streptophyta, Magnoliopsida, Poales, Poaceae.
CUUCUCAGUCAUCUCCUUACACAAAAGACCUACUUCCAUUGAUUGAACACAAUCGAGAUUGACGUGCAUGGAUAACCACCCUAAAUCGCCUUUCAUCGUCCUACUGCUCUGUUGUAUUGCUGCAACAGUGGCAUACCAUGCUCGCUGUGAGUUACUAUCUCAUGAGGCGAACCAACAUUAUUCUGUAUCAUACAACCCACAGCCACAAGAUUUCCCAAAUGAGCAACUCUACCGCGCCUACAUCGUCAUCCAGCGUUUCAAGAGCACCAUCACAAGCGACCCCAAGAAUGUCACCGCCACCUGGACCGGUCAUGAUCUCUGCGGAGAGACGACCUACGUGGGGUUCUACUGCGGAUCACCUCCAGGGGGAGAUAAGAAGUUGACAGUCACAGGGGUCAUUUUGAAUGGCUAUACUCUACAUGCACCGACGCUGCAAGGGUUUGUAGAUCAGCUCCCUGAUCUCGCGCUUUUUCAUGCUGCUUCCAACAAUUUUGGUGGCGACAUCCCCCGACUCGCUGGCCUUGGGUACAUGUACCAACUCAGCGUCAGUAACGAUCUCCCAUUACAGACUCAACAAGCUGAACAAUUGGGGACGAAAGCCACAGCGUCUGGGAAUGUAGGAGUAGGAGCUAUGCUUGGAAACUGCGUAACUGCAACCUUCAAUAUUUCAUUUAAUAUCGGAGUUCCCGGCCGUAAGGGAGGCCAUAUUCCUAGUGUUACGGAUGCUAAGGCUCUCCUUCUCAACCACAACAACCUGUCGGGGCCACUUCCAGUAGACCUUGGCUUCUCCAAGCUGAGCUACCUCGCCCUCGCCAACAACAAGCUCACCGGGCCAAUCCCGUCAUCAAUCGGGCACCUGCAAGACUCCCUCCUCGAGGUGCUUCUCCUGAACAACCAGCUCUCCGGCUGUCUCCCCCACGAGCUCGGGAUGCUCACCAAAGCGACCGUCAUCGACGCCGGGAUGAACCAGCUCACCGGCCCGAUUCCCUCGUCCUUCUCGUGCCUCAGCAGCGUCGAGCAGCUCAACUUGGCCGGGAACCGGCUCUAUGGAGAGGUUCCCGACGCGCUCUGCAAGCUUGUGGGGCCAUCCGGCCACCUGGCCAACCUCACGCUAUCCAGCAACUAUUUCACGUCGGCCGGGCCCGCGUGCGUGGCACUGAUCAAGGACGGCGUGCUGGACGUGAAGAGCAACUGCAUCCCGGGCUUCGCCAACCAGAGGCGGCCGGCAGAGUGCGCGGUGUUCCUGAGCCAGCCGAAGACGUGCCCGGCGGUGAGCACUCAAGUGGCGUGCCCCGCCGCAGCUUCCAAGAACGCGAUGACGCCAGAGGUGAGGAAGGGCAGGGACUACUCCAACUACGUGACGUACGCUACUCUGCAUGAGUGAGGCGCCACGGCAUGCACUAGGGGACAGAGUACCUCGGUGCUACUUGCUCGUCUUGUAUUCUUGUGCAUGUUGGUGUGCUUGUGUUGUUGUCUAUCUGCUCUGUACGUGUUGCUGUCACCUCUUGUACUACUACCUCCACUUCGUGAAAAAUCGUUUGUGAUUAUUAAAA